AUGGAACAACCUCCUGGAUUUAUGGAUCCAAUUCUCCCCACACAUGUUUGUCGCCUAAACAAGGCGCUAUAUGGUCUCAAAGAAGCCCCACGUGCUUGGUUUCAUCGCCUAAGUACCUUUCUUGUUUCCAAUGGGUUUGUAUGCAGUCGAGCUGACACCUCUUUAUUCGUCUUCAAACAAGAUACAUGGAUCAUGUACCUUCUUGUGUAUGUUGAUGACUUAAUCCUCACUGGCAACCAGGAUCAAGUCAUUCGAACCUUCAUUACCAAAUUACAUAACGAGUUCGCGAUUAAAGACCUUGGCGACAUUAACUAUUUUUUGGGACUUGAAGUUACACACACUACCGAUGGGUUGUUUCUUAGUCAAUUCAAAUAUGCCCAAGACAUACUUCAUCGAGCCGGGCUUCUUGAUGCAAAACCAGCUCCUACGCCCCUUGCAUCCAAUACGACCUUUUUCACCACUGGGGAUCCCUAUAAAGAUCCAACUGAUUAUCGGUCACUGGUUGGUGCUCUCCAAUACCUAACCAUUACUAGACCUGACAUCUCUUAUGCGGUAAACCAAGUCAGUCAGUUCCUUCAAGCUCCUACACUUGCUCAUUACCAAUGUGUCAGGCGGAUCCUUCGAUAUGUUAAGGGCACUGUUGCCUUUGGUCUUACUUUUAGUCGGCCUUCCUCCAACAGCCUUCUCGGCUACUCCGAUGCUGAUUGGGCUCGCUGUCUUGAGACUCGAAGAUCUACGUAUUGCUACUCCAUCUUCUUUGGGGGAAACCUUGUGUCAUGGAGUGCCAAGAAACAACCCACUGUCUCCCAUUCCAGCUGUGAAUCUGAAUAUCGGGCCAUGGCUAACACGGCUGCUGAAUUAAUUUGGAUUACACAUCUGCUUCGUGAACUUCAUGCUCUUCCUCCGGACUGCCCGACCCUUUUGUGUGAUAAUCGCAGUGCCAUUUUCCUCACCCGAAAUCCUGUAUCACACAAACGAUCUAAACAUAUUGAGCUUGACUAUCACAUCAUCCGCGAGCUCGUCUUAUCUGUCAAACUUCACACUAAGUUCGUCUCGACCAAGCUUCAAGUGGUCGACAUUUUUACAAAAAGCCUAUCGCGUCCGCAGUUUGAGUUCUUUCGGGGAUUGUUGCGCCUUGGUCCGCCACCGUCUCGCUUGAGGGGGGAUAUUAACCAAAGAUGA
Molecule: messenger RNA, 1182 nt
Organism: Helianthus annuus (common sunflower)
Lineage: Eukaryota; Viridiplantae; Streptophyta; Magnoliopsida; Asterales; Asteraceae
Exons: 1
Coding region: 1-1182 (393 amino acids)
Source: RefSeq, a predicted model, not a curated record